CCGUGGGGAGGGGACUCGGGGACGGGCGGCUCGGGACAGACGCAGAGACACUUGGGGCUGGAGGCGGCCUCGGCGGCCCGGGCCCGGCAGACCCAGCGCCCCCGCGCCCGCCGCCAUGCAGGACGGUAACUUCCUGCUGUCGGCCCUGCAGCCGGAGGCCGGAGUGUGCUCCCUGGCGCUGCCCUCGGACCUGCAGCUGGACCGCCGGGGCGCCCAGGGGCCGGAGGCCGAGCGCCUGCGAGCCGCCCGCGUUCAGGAGCAGGUCCGCGCCCGCCUCCUGCAGCUCGGCCAGCAGCCCCGGCACAACGGCACCGCCGAGCCCGACGGGGUCCCCAGGGCGGCCCGAGGCGUGUCCCGGGGCCAGUACCACACCCUGCAGACCGGCUUCAGCUCCCGCUCCCAGGGCCUGAGCGGGGACGGCGCCUCGACCUUCCGGCCCAUCGCCAAGCCCGCCUACAGCCCGGCCGCCUGGUCCUCCCGCUCGGCCGUGGACCUGAGCUGCGGCCGGAGGCUGAGCACGGCCCACAACGGGGGCAGCGCCUUCGGGGCCGGGGUCGGGGGAGGCCGGCCCGCCGUGCCCGCGCGGCCCGUGUCCUUCCAGGAGCGCGGGGGCGGCCCGGGGGACUACGACACGCUGUCGCUGCACUCGCUGCGGCUGGCGCCCGGCCUGGAUGAGCGCGGCAGCGCAGCCUCCGAGCAGCCGGAGCCCGCCGCCUGCCGGGCCUUCGCCUGCGAGCGCCAGGCCGGCGCCGGCGCGGGGCGGGCGGGCGGCCUGGACUGGCCCGAGGCCGCCGAGGGGGCCCCCGGCCGCCCCAUCCGCGCCCCGGCCAUGCGGACGCUGCAGCGGUUCCAGAGCAGCCACCGCAGCCGGUGGGGCGCCGUGCCCGGCGGCGUCCUCGAACCCGUGGCCCGCGCGCCCUCCGUGCGCAGCCUCAGCCUCAGCCUGGGCGAGGCGGGGCCCCUGCCGGACCUGCGGGGGCUGGACAGCUACGGCGGCCAGCGCGCCCUGCAGAGGCUCAGCAGCGGCUUCGAUGACAUGGACUUGCCGUCGGCAGUGAAGUACCUCAUGGCCUCGGACCCCAACCUGCAGGUGCUGGGUGCGGCCUACGUCCAGCACAAGUGCUACAGCGACGCCGCCGCCAAGAAGCAGGCCCGCAGCCUCCAGGCCGUGCCGCGGCUGGUGAAGCUCUUCAACCACGCGAACCAGGAGGUGCAGCGCCACGCCACGGGCGCCAUGCGCAACCUCAUCUACGACAACGCCGACAACAAGCUGGCGCUGGUUGAGGAGAAACGCAUCUUCGAGCUGCUGCUGCUCACGCUGCUGGAGCAGGACGACGAGCUGCGCAAGACGUCACCGGUGCCUGAGCCCCCAGAGGACGACGAGCUGCGCAAGAACGUCACCGGCAUCCUGUGGAACCUGUCCUCCAGCGACCACCUCAAGGACCGGCUGGCCCGCGACACGCUGGAGCAGCUCACCGACCUGGUGCUGAGCCCCCUCUCGGGGGCCGGGGGGCCGCCCCUCAUCCAGCAGAACGCCUCGGAGGCUGAGAUCUUCUACAACGCCACCGGCUUCCUCAGGAACCUCAGCUCGGCCUCCCAGGCCACGCGCCAGAAGAUGCGGGAGUGCCACGGGCUGGUGGACGCCCUGGUCACCUACAUCAACCAGGCCCUGGACGUGGGCAAGUGUGAGGACAAGAGCGUGGAGAACGCCGUGUGCGUGCUCCGGAACCUGUCCUACCGCCUGUACGACGAGAUGCCGCCGUCCGCCCUGCAGCGCCUGGAGGGCCGUGGCCGCAGGGACGUGGCCGGGGCGCCGCCCGGGGAGGUGGUGGGCUGCUUCACGCCGCAGAGCCGGCGGCUGCGGGAGAUGCCCAUCGCCGCCGAUGCGCUGACCUUCGCCGAAGUGUCCAAGGACCCCAAGGGCCUCGAGUGGCUGUGGAGCCCCCAGAUCGUGGGCCUGUACAACCGCUUGCUGCAGCGCUGCGAGCUCAACCGGCACACGACCGAGGCGGCGGCCGGCGCCCUGCAGAACAUCACGGCCGGCGACCGCAGGUGGGCGGGCGUGCUCAGCCGCCUGGCGCUGGAGCAGGAGCGCAUCCUGAACCCGCUGCUGGACCGCGUGCGCACGGCCGACCACCACCAGCUGCGCUCGCUGACCGGCCUCAUCCGCAACCUGUCCCGCAACGCGCGCAACAAGGACGAGAUGUCCACCAAGGUGGUGAGCCACCUGAUCGAGAAGCUGCCGGGCGGCGUGGGCGAGAAGUGCCCGCCGGCGGACGUGCUGGUGAACAUCAUCGCGGUGCUCAACAACCUGGUGGUGGCCAGCCCCGUGGCCGCCCGCGACCUGCUCUACUUCGACGGGCUCCGCAAGCUGGUCUUCAUCAAGAAGAAGCGCGACGGCCCCGACAGCGAGAAGUCCUCCCGGGCCGCCUCCAGCCUCCUGGCCAACCUGUGGCAGUACAGCAAGCUCCACCGGGACUUCCGGGCGAAGGGCUAUCGGAAGGAGGACUUCCUGGGCCCCUAGCCGAGGCCAUCCCGGAGGAGGAGGAGGACUGGACGUGGCCCAGCCCCCCGAGGCCGGGCCCAGCCCCCGCGGCCGCCGCCGAGGGCCGCCUGGAGGAGGAGGCCGGUGGCCCGGUGCUCGCCCAGCCCCGUGCAGCUGGGAAGGGCCGGGCCACCGGGGAGGACGGGCGGGGGCUUGCAGUGGGGACGUGGCUUCUGCAGGGCGGGGAGUGGGCAGGGCUUGAGGCUGCUCUGGUGCAGGGGUGGGGACGGGUCAGGCUGGCGGAGGCGGGCUGUGCGUGGCCGCAGUGCUGCCCACGCUGAGAAUAAAGGUGGUCGUGAAGACAGCA
Molecule: messenger RNA, 2852 nt
Organism: Pipistrellus kuhlii (Kuhl's pipistrelle)
Lineage: Eukaryota; Metazoa; Chordata; Mammalia; Chiroptera; Vespertilionidae
Gene: PKP3
Product: plakophilin 3
Biological process (GO): cell-cell adhesion; cell-cell junction assembly
Cellular component (GO): cytoplasm; plasma membrane; adherens junction
Molecular function (GO): cadherin binding
Source: RefSeq, a predicted model, not a curated record